This is a messenger RNA of Fusarium coffeatum, 324 nucleotides long. RefSeq lists its product as uncharacterized. The record is from RefSeq and is a predicted model, not a curated record. NCBI's taxonomy places the organism in Eukaryota, Fungi, Ascomycota, Sordariomycetes, Hypocreales, Nectriaceae. The coding region runs from base 1 to 324 and encodes 107 amino acids. The transcript has 2 exons.
AUGAAACUUAUUACAUUCCUCCCCUUCGUGGCCCUCGCCGCCGCAAGCAACAACGCCAAGCCUACAUCCAGCGACAUCAGCGCUGCAAUCGCAAACUUCCGCGCUGCCUUGGAUCCCGAACAUUCAGAAGCUCCAUGGAAAGACAAUCGCCAUCUGGACAAGCUCUACUCCCGGAAGUGCAAAGAUCUUGAAGGGUGGAAGUAUUGCGUGAGCACUUGUCUCGAGCUAUGCGAUUUGAUCUGCGACUGCGGUAGCUGUCCUUCAAACUGCGUCACUCAGUGUGCGAAGAAGAAGAAGUUUCAGGGAUGUAACGGACCGGAUUAA